Molecule: messenger RNA, 1604 nt
Organism: Schistosoma intercalatum
Lineage: Eukaryota; Metazoa; Platyhelminthes; Trematoda; Strigeidida; Schistosomatidae
Source: the annotation of a GenBank genome assembly
AUGGAACAAUCACAUAACUGGAAUACAAAUGUAGAUAUCAAACAUAUUGAGGAUCUAUUUGUGCGGCAAUUGACCAAGUGGGAACGAGAAUCAUGUGCAUUUAUAGACGAUAACCAAGAUGUAAUGGGGGCAGAGCCCCUCGAAGUUCGUGAGUUUGACCGUCCGGAAGGUUCUACAUGCACAAAACCUAUUCAGUCACAAAAAGCUGAAGUCCUGGGUUGGUUUUCUGGGACACAUUACGCAGUAGACCACGAGAAAAUUACUGGAUUGGCGUGGUGUUUGGAAGAGGGUCUACGAGUAGCACGUGAUAUAGGUGGAUCUGACCCAGAACGUAUGAGUGCAAAGAAUAUAGUGACGUACCUUCAAAAAGAAUUGACAGAACCUGUUCAGAUGACUGAUUGUCCUGUUGAUCGAGGGCUUUACCCUCUGGCAGCUAUAGUAGAUCGUGGAAAUAAUGAAAGACAUCGUGGUCACGUUGUACACUUAGAAUACAAUGGAUCUACAGAAUCACAAAUUGAUCCUCAGCAAAUAGUCAAUUUAUUUUUAGUUGGUAAAGGUGUUACCUAUGAUACAGGUGGCUCAGAUCUUAAAGUUGGAGGUAUUAUGGCUACGAUGCAUCGGGAUAAAUGUGGUGCAGCUGCUGUGGCCGGAUUUUUCAAAAUUUUAAACUUAAUGAAACCGAAAAACCUAAAGGUGCAUGGUACUUUAGGUUUAGUUCGUAACAGCAUUGGUGAAAAUGCUUAUGUAAGUGAUGAAAUAGUAACUUCACGUGCUGGAGUACGGGUUCGCGUGAACAAUACUGAUGCUGAAGGUCGAAUGGUUAUGACUGAUUUAUUAUGUGAAGCUAAGGAGAAGGCAUUGAAAGUAUCAAAUCCACGACUACUGACAAUCGCCACUUUGACUGGUCAUGUUGGGUUAUGCUAUGGACUAGGAUAUACGGGUAUCGUCUGUAAUGGUCCAGCUAAAGAACUUGGAGAAGAUUAUGACUAUCAGUUUGCUGGAUCAUUGUUAGGUGAAAUGCAUGAAAUAUCAACACUCCGACGUGAAGAUUAUGAUGCACAUAAAACUGAUGAAGAAUAUUCUGAUUUAUUGAAUUCUGCUCGUCUGAUUGGUGGGAAACGUAGCAGAGGGCAUCAGUCUCCAGUCGCAUUUAUGAUUAUUGCAUCUGGUUUGGACUCCCAUUUGAAAAAUACUGAAAAGCCUUUGGCGUACACACAUAUGGAUAUCGCUUCAAGUAAUGGUCCUUGUCCUGGCAUUCCAACUGGUACGCCUAUUUUAACACUAGCAUCGCGUUACAUUCUUCCAGAACAGAUGAAAUGGCCUAAUAGAAAGGUGUAAAAAUGAUCGAAUUGUCGACAUUUUUAUUCAGUUAAAUGUUGAUAUGAACGAUUUUCAAGAUAGUAGGAACUUGUUCUCAAGUUGGGUAAUAGUUUUGAUUCACAGCUGAUGUAACAAUGUACUUUAUAAUAAUUGUUACUUAUGGCCUUUUCAAAUUUUGGUACUCAUGUAUUACAUCAUUUAGUAGUAAUUUAUUGUUAAUUCGGGUAAUAAUUUUCAUUCACAGCUGAUGUAACAAUGUACUUUAUAAUAAUUGUUACUUAUGG